This is a messenger RNA of Cyclopterus lumpus (lumpfish), 541 nucleotides long. RefSeq names its product NADH:ubiquinone oxidoreductase subunit A12 (gene ndufa12). Gene Ontology annotation, biological process: response to oxidative stress; mitochondrial respiratory chain complex I assembly. NCBI's taxonomy places the organism in Eukaryota, Metazoa, Chordata, Actinopteri, Perciformes, Cyclopteridae. The transcript is spliced from 4 exons. The record is from RefSeq and is a predicted model, not a curated record. Gene Ontology annotation, cellular component: membrane. Bases 33 to 473 code for a protein of 146 amino acids.
CCAGUCCGUCUCGGUAAUUCUUCCGUCUCAAGAUGGCGGAGUAUGCGAACCUCGUCCGAAGGGCUUUUGAACAAAUAAGAGGUCAUGGUGGACUUCGAGGCUUUGUUGUUCAGAUGUUGAGGGUGCAAGAUGCGAAGGUAGGAGCCCUGGUUGGUGUGGAUAAAUAUGGCAAUAAAUACUACGAGGACAAGAAAUACUUCUUCGGACGUCACCGUUGGGUGAUCUACACCAAAGAGAUGAACGGAAAGAACACCAUGUGGGAUUUGGACGCCAGCAUGGUUCCUUCCGAGUGGCACGGCUGGCUGCACUGCAUGACGGAGAACCCCCCCACCACACAUCCGCCGGUGCCCAAGAAGUUCCUGGCGGAGGUCCACCAGUUCAACGUGAGCGCCACCUCGGAGCGGUACGUGCCCUUCUCCACCACCAAGAAGAAGAUCCACGAGUGGGUUCCACCCAAAGCCGGAGCUCAGUGAACUCUUGACUGCAUUAUAUUAGUAAAUUAUGGUUUAUGUCCUUAAUAAAAUCUCUACACAGACAUUUA